Molecule: messenger RNA, 1505 nt
Organism: Toxorhynchites rutilus septentrionalis
Lineage: Eukaryota; Metazoa; Arthropoda; Insecta; Diptera; Culicidae
Gene: TrpRS
Product: tryptophan--tRNA ligase, cytoplasmic
Exons: 4
Coding region: 117-1352 (411 amino acids)
Biological process (GO): tryptophanyl-tRNA aminoacylation
Cellular component (GO): cytoplasm
Molecular function (GO): tryptophan-tRNA ligase activity; ATP binding
Source: RefSeq, a predicted model, not a curated record
UACAUAAAAGCAAUCUCGAAUCGGUCCCACUUUUUUGCUUGAAGUUACUAUCCCCUGAUAAGAGUGUACAUUUUGACGUUUGAUUUGAAAAUUUCUCUCUAGAAAAGUUUUCUAGAAUGGUUGAUAUUUCGGAAUCAAAAAACUUCAAAGAAGCUUCUGCCGAAUGUGACGAUAUUGUAGAUCCAUGGAUUGUUUCAAGUACAUCGGAUAAUGGAGUUAAUUAUGAGAAAUUAAUUGAACGUUUCGGUUGCUCGCACAUCGAUGAUGAACUGAUAGAGCGCUUAGAGAAAGUUGCUGGAAGGCCAGUCCAUGCUCUUAUUAGAAGAAAAAUUUUCUUUUCACAUCGUGAUUUGCACACGCUGCUGAAAGCGGUCGAAUCCGGCAAGAAGUUUUACUUGUAUACAGGUCGAGGACCUUCAUCUGACUCUAUGCACCUGGGACACCUUAUACCAUUUAUAGUUACCAAGUGGCUACAGGAAACGUUUGAUGUACCAUUGGUUAUUCAGUUGACGGAUGACGAGAAAACACUAUGGAAGAAUCUAACCGUGGAACAGUCCAUGAAAAUGGCUCGCGAGAAUGCUAAAGAUAUCAUCGCGAUGGGAUUUGAUAUUGAUAAAACAUUUAUAUUCUCCAAUCUUGAUUUCAUGGGCCGCUGUUCUGCUUUUUACCAGAAUAUAAUACGUAUUCAAAAGUGUGUAACAUUCAAUCAAGUUAAAGGUAUUUUCGGCUUCGGUGAUUCAGAUAUAAUCGGAAAAAUUGGUUUCCCAGCUGCCCAAGCUGCACCUGCUUUUUCUACUACGUUUCCGUUCAUAUUCGGAAAGGACAAGCUUCCUGUCUUGAUUCCUUGCGCCAUCGAUCAGGAUCCAUACUUCCGUAUGACACGCGAUGUGUCACCAAGGCUAGGUUUUCCUAAACCAGCACUCAUUCAUUCCAGCUUUUUUCCAGCCUUACAGGGAGCUAAAACAAAAAUGUCUGCCAGUGAUGCUAACUCGGCUAUAUUCCUGACGGAUACACCAAAACAGAUUAAAACUAAAAUUAAUAAGCAUGCAUUUUCCGGAGGAAAGCAGACAUUGGAAGAACAUCGUGAAUUUGGUGGCAACACUGAUGUGGACGUUAGUUUCCAACUACUCCGUUUCUUUUUGUAUGAUGACGAUGAACUCGAACGCAUUAGAGUAGCAUACACCAAGGGUGAACUGCUUAGUGGAGAAAUUAAAAAGAUUGCAAUAGAUACGUUGCAGCCCAUUGUUUCCGACCACCAAGCCAAAAGAAAAGAAGUGACAGAUGAAAUCCUAGAAAAAUUCAUGACACCGAGAAAACUUAAUUAUGAUCUCAUCAUUAAAAUAAGCAAAUGACGAUAGCGGAUUGAAUUUCGUUCCUUGGCUCCUGGUUCCGCCGUAUCUCUCGUUUUUAUUUAUUUCAAUGUUUGUUUAAAUUUUUGUUACUUCCUGUCCCUUUCCAUGGCGCUGACAAAUGCAACAAUGAAAUGAAUAAAACACAAUGCUAAA